Molecule: messenger RNA, 147 nt
Organism: Besnoitia besnoiti
Lineage: Eukaryota; Apicomplexa; Conoidasida; Eucoccidiorida; Sarcocystidae
Exons: 1
Coding region: 1-147 (48 amino acids)
Source: RefSeq, a predicted model, not a curated record
AUGAUUGCAGUACACCACCACCCCACUGGACUGCUUAAGACAGCUAAAAGUGUUGGAUUUCAAUAUCCUACUACAUUAAGAUUAUUCCACAUCGGUUAUGUUCUAGGCGUAAUAUAUGGAUUCUUGUUGGCCUGGCACCUGUUUUAG